AUGGCGUCUUCUACUUCUUUUGCUCUUCUUUUCUUAGCAAUCGCCACCGCCACAACCACUGCUGCUGCCAAGGAAUUCCAGGUCGGAGACGCCGUUGGGUGGCGAAUACCAGCCACCAACGAAACUGAACUCUACAAUGUCUGGGCUUCAAGAAGGCGUUUCCAUAUCGGCGAUUCCCUUCGGUUUCAUUACAAGACUGAUUCGGUGGUGGUGGUUGAAAAAUGGGGGUUUUACCACUGUGAUUCAAGCAAUCCGUUAUCGUUUUUCAAUGAUGGUAAUACCCUCAUCAAUCUUGACAAAGUGGGUACGAUUUAUUUCAUAAGUGGGAACGCCGAUCGUUGCAAUAAAGGCCAGAGAAUGACUGUGAAGGUGAUGAAUCUCCACCAGUUUCCUCCAUCAAUCGCGCCAUCAAUCGCCAUUCCGCCACAAAACAACCCUUACUACGCCAUGUCUCCUUCUCCUUCGCCAUCUCACCUCUCGGGUUCGGGUACUUCAUCGGAUUCUGGGCCGGUUGCUUCAGUUUCUGCAUCGAUCAUGGUUCUUAUUGUUGGACUUGGUUUGUGGUUGGUGCAGCCAUAG
Molecule: messenger RNA, 579 nt
Organism: Cynara cardunculus var. scolymus (artichoke)
Lineage: Eukaryota; Viridiplantae; Streptophyta; Magnoliopsida; Asterales; Asteraceae
Product: stellacyanin-like
Exons: 2
Coding region: 1-579 (192 amino acids)
Cellular component (GO): plasma membrane
Molecular function (GO): electron transfer activity
Source: RefSeq, a predicted model, not a curated record